This is a messenger RNA of Amyelois transitella, 3518 nucleotides long. Its product is annotated as malate synthase. Gene Ontology annotation, cellular component: cytoplasm. Gene Ontology annotation, molecular function: malate synthase activity. NCBI's taxonomy places the organism in Eukaryota, Metazoa, Arthropoda, Insecta, Lepidoptera, Pyralidae. The record is from RefSeq and is a predicted model, not a curated record. The coding region runs from base 314 to 1942 and encodes 542 amino acids. The transcript has 7 exons. Gene Ontology annotation, biological process: glyoxylate cycle.
AAAUGAAAUGAAACGUCAAACGUCAAGCAAAAGUAAUCAAAACAAAAAACAAACUUUAUACUUACUAUCUACUAUAAAAAUGUGUGUACCUAGCAGUGUGAAAUAAUAUAAUGUUCUGUGAUAACGUUAUCAGUUCUGUUCAGUGGUAAAUUAUUAUUUAGUAAUGAUAUGAUAAAUAAGUUCAACCAAGCCUCGGCCAAAGUCAAUAAAAUUAAACAGUGACUUAUCAUCUAAUCUUCAAUACCCUCAUAUACUCAGUAUAGUUGCAAUAAUUAUUGUAACAUAAUCGGACUUUAAAACAAAUUUUAACGAAAUGAAUAAUAUUCUACUUUUGCAAUCACCACCACCAAAGUUGGAAGACGUACAGCAAAAAAUAUUCAGUAAAGAUGCUUUAAAUUUCUUAGAAGAUUUGCACUCAAAAUUUGACGCCGAUAUUGAAGAAUUGUAUAGAAAACGUCUUCAAAGGACAGUAGAAGCUAAAUAUACUGCUUUUUUAGACAUCAAACAGUCUCCUGAAAGGAGAGACAAAUCGUGGUCCAUUGCUGAGUUACCCACAAGACUACUAAAUCGUCAUUUAGAUCUCGGAGACGUGUCAGCAUCCAACACGUCUCAUUUUGUCGCUGCUCUCAAAGAAGAUGUUCAAGGGAUCCAAGUUGAUUUUGACGAUGGCCAUUGCCCAACAUGGAGGAAUCAGCUUGUGGCUUACCAAAAUAUCAAUCUUGUUGUGAAUGGAAAAUUACAAGGAGCCCCUCUUAAUAUAAGCAUGUGUCCAGUGUUGAUGCUUAGACCUAGAGCGUGGAACAUGAUAGAACAUAACAUUCUGAUUAAUGGCAAAGAAGCGAUUGGACCCCUUGUUGAUUUCGGCAUAUUGAUGUACCACAAUGCAAAAAAACUUUAUGAAGCGAAAAGUGGCCCAUACUUUUAUCUCUCGAAACUCGAGGGCUCUUCUGAGGCGAAAUUAUGGAAUGAAAUAUUUGUAUGUACUCAAGAAAAGUUGGGUUUACCACAAGGCACUAUAAAAGCAUGUGUGCUGAUUGAAAAUAUUAUAUCAACAUUUGAACUAGAAGAAAUUUUGUUUGCUUUGAAAGAUCAUUCUUUGGGUCUUAACUGCGGCAUAUGGGAUUACUGCGCGUCUAUAAUAGCCAAAUUUGGGGACCGUGAAGAGUAUUUGCUGCCAGACAGGAACAAGUACGUGAACAUGGAUCAGCAUUUCCUGAACAGUUAUCUGAAGCUGGUGGUGGCGGUGUGCCACGAACGGAGCGCCCCCGCCACCGGCGGCAUGGCGGCAGCCAUGUUGAAACCCGGCGUCGAUGGCGAUAAUAAAGAAUCGAAGCUGAUAAUUAAUAAGAUUCUGGAAGCAAAGUUGAAGGAAAUUGAUGCAGGCGUGGAUGGUUUUAUGGUUUAUGAUGCCCGUGUGGUGCCCUACAUUAAUGAGCUGUGGAAGAGAAACGGUUCUACUCCAAACCAGAUACACCGUAAAAUGAAAGUGAACAUCACAGCCCAGGAUUUGCUGAGGAUUCCCAGCGGGGGGGUGACGUCAGCUGGGUUGAAACACAACGUGGCGGUGUCCAUAUUGUUCAUAUACCAUUGGCUGGCCGGCAUCGGACAUUUCUUCUAUAGCGGAAAUGUGGAGGAUUCCGCCACAGCUGAGAUAUCCAGGAGCCAGAUAUGGCAAUGGCUACGAUUCAAGCCUCCUCUAGAAGACGUCCCGAACAAACACGUGACACCAGCUCUGGUGGAGAAAACGGCCGCCAGUUUCGCGGCGCACGCGCACAAGAAUCUCUGCCGGUCUAACGCGGAGCGCAAGCGGUUGACGGCGGCCAAAUAUAUGAGCAUGGAGCUGUUUCUCAUGAGGAACCCCCCGGAAUUCAUCACCAGUUAUCUGAACGAUAACCACAAGUUCAGAACUUUGCAUAAUAAGGCGCUUCUUAGCAAUUUGUAGCAAAAAAAUAUGUACACAGUUCAUGUAACUACUUAUAAGUAGUUUGUACGAACUGUAUCACAAACACUGUCGAAUAUACUUAUCUUGCCCGCAGCCCCGUCUGCGUAAAACAUAAACUCCCGUUUUUCGCCUUUCACUUUUUAUUUCGGGAAAUCUUUAAAUUUCGACAGUGCGAUUUUUAUUUAAUUGGGUACCUACCUAAUAUUUGUAAUUUGUUAAGGCUUUUAUAAUUGUUCCAAUCAAUAAUAAUUUUAACUAGUGAUUAAAUAACUAGAUGGAAGAAGCUUUUAUUAGAAAAAUGUGGCCAAAGUAAAUGUAUCUAAAAUAAGUUAUAAUAAAAAAAAAAUAUUCUGUGAUAGAAAAAGCGUUGUCCUAUACAUACCUAUGUUAAUAUAUAAGCGUUGAAUUUAUAUGUAUUUGUUAUCAAUAAAACAUGAGAAAUUAUAUCACACGUCUUCAUAUUUCUGCAGUGCCAAUAAAAUUAAUUUUAAAUAGGAAAAUUAAUGGUUUAUUUGAAAUAUAUAAUCUACAGUAAUUAAGGGUUGUCUCCGAUAGGUAAGAUACAUACAUAUAAUCACGUCUAUAUCCCUUGUCAGGUUAACAUAGCCAACAGUCUUGAAAAUACUGAUAGGCCACCUUCAGUUUUUUGGCUUACUGAUAUAAUUGAGAGUCACAUAAAGUGACAGGUUGCUAGCUCGCCUACGACAAGAAUCCCAAGUUUAUAAGAAUGAGAAGCCUUUACGACACCCUUGAGAAGGAGAUGGAGUGGUCCUAUUCUUCUUUUUACUGGUUCCGGGAACCACACGGCACUAGGUAAGAUAACUAUUUACUAAUUAAUUUAAACCAUUUCAAAGUGUACAUUUUUUCACCUGGUCCAUUGACUAAUGUUAAGCGGGGAUUAAAGAAUAUACAAAAUAAAACACAAUUUGUAAAGUAAUAUUAACAUUUAUCUCAAAAAUAUUAAAUUCUUAAUACGAAAGUGAACACAGCUCAAAGCUAGGUGUCGUCUCAUUAUUCUUUAUUUUAACCUUUUAACCGCGCGAGUCGCAUAUAUGCGACAAAUAUUGCCGUGCCCCUACCGCCCGUGUCGUAUUUCUGCGACAGAGAAUAUCCAUGAUUUUUUUGUUCUAUUAUCGUCCUAUUAACUUCGUGGUAUAACUAAAACUAUUAUUGAAUAGAGCUAUUUAUUACAACAAUUACUUAAAAUUAUGUUUCAUAGCUCUAAGCAUUGAAAAAACUUAAACAAAAAUAAGUAAUUGGCAGCUCGGACUUUUCUUCGGUGUCUAUCGCGCGUGUCGCAUAAAUAUGACCAUAGGGAUGGGAUACAAUGCAAUGCGCAUUUUAAAAACAAAAUAACAAACAGUUAAAUAAUCAGGUAUAAUGCAUCAUUCAGCAUGAAAUAAACAGUGUCAUACGAAAUAAAGUUAAUUAACAUAUUGUCUUGUGUUACUAUUUUUUUCCCUUAUUAUUCAUAAGAAAAGUAUCCCUCAGAAUCUUUGUAUAACGCCAACAUUUGACGUUAGUUCCCAUCCCUAGACGGCUAUGCUUGCAACACAUUUCUCUAGUUAGUCCAGCG